CACACGCUGACUCGGUGGGGGUGAUUAAUUGCCUCCGUCCAUCCCAGAGGAGGGAAACUGCCCCCGUGCAUCUCUGUCCUCUGCCGCAGCUCGCCAGUGUUAGUGCGGCUCCUGCGGAGGAAACAGCCAUGAGAGAGUAGCUGGCAUGCUGGACAAUUACCGUAAAUGGCUCCUCUGAAAGGGAAACGACGCCAGCGGCUGCUGCUUCUUGCUUUUUUUCUUCCAAUCUCAGGUGUUUUUAGCUUUAGCGAGUUAUUUUUCGUCAAAGAGCCCCGUGAUGCCACCGUCAUGCGGAAGGAGUCGGUCAUUUUGGACUGCCAGGCACGCGGAGAGGCAUCAAUAGACGUCAGGUGGCGGAGGAACGGAGUGAAAGUCGUGGAAAAUGAACGGAUCUACCUGCUUUCCAACGGCUCUCUUUUUAUUUCUGAGGUGGAAAGCAGAAGAGGAGACAAAUCAGAUGAAGGCUGCUAUCAGUGCCUUGCUCAAAACAAGUACGGAACAAUCCUGAGCCAAAAAGCCCAUCUCACAAUCGCAAGUAUGUCGUCUUUUGCACUCCAGCCGUCGUCCGUAGUGGUGGCUGAGGGUUCGGUUGCCAGGUUUUCCUGUAAAAUCAGUUCCCACCCUCCUCCCAUCAUCACUUGGGAGUUCAACCGGGUCACAUUACCCCUCUCCACGGACAGAAUCACAGUCCUGCCUAGCGGCGUUCUUCAGAUCCAAGGCGUGCAGCGAGGAGAUGCUGGGCACUACCGCUGCAUAGCCACCAACAUCGCCAGCCGGCGGCGAAGCACCGAAGCCAUUCUCACUGUUACCCCAGCUCCUGGCCCCAUUCUUCCUCAGAGGCCACACAUCAUUGCUGGGCCUCAGAACGUCUCUGUGUCGCUGCACCAGAGUGCCAUCCUGGAGUGCCUGGCCACAGGAAAUCCCCGACCCCUGAUCUCCUGGAGCCGCGCAGACAGCAAGUCUAUUGAUGUUUACAACACCAAAGUGUUGGGCAACGGUAACCUCAUCAUCACAGACAUCAAGCCCCAACAUGGCGGAGUCUACAUGUGCAGAGCCACCACUCCAGGCACACGCAAUUUUACUGUUGCUUCAGCUAACGUCACAGUGCUAGCGCCUCCAUCCUUCGUGGAGUGGCCAGAGAGCUUGACCCGUCCGCGAGCUGGCACCGCUCGCUUUGUGUGCCAAGCCGAGGGAGCGCCAGCGCCUCAGAUAACGUGGUUCAAGAACGGAGAGAAAGUUCACUCCAACGGGCGCAUCAAGAUGUACCACAGCAAACUGGUCAUCAACCAGAUCAUCCUGGAAGACGAUGCCAUCUAUCAGUGCCAGGCAGAGAACGAGCUGGGGUCGGUCCUGGCCAUGGCGAGACUCAUCGUGGUGAUGUCAGAGGACCGACCGAGCGCGCCCAGAAACAUCCGAGCUGACACCGUGUCCAGCUCCGCCAUCCUGUUGGCUUGGGACAGACCUCAGUACAACUCUGACAAAGUUAUUGCAUAUUCUGUGCACUACAUGAAAGCUGAAGGAUUAAACAACGAGGAAUAUCAAGUAGUCAUCGGAAACGAUACGACUCGCUACAUUAUUGAUGACCUGGAGCCGGCCCGUAACUACACCUUCUACGUGGUGGCCUACAUGCCCAUGGGAGCCAGUCGCAUGUCGGACCACGUGUUCCAGCACACGCUGGAAGACGUUCCUCUCCGGGCGCCGGAGCUCAGCCUGACCAGCCGCAGCCCCACAGACAUCCAGGUGUCAUGGCAACCUCUUCCCAUGAAGCUGAGUCGUGGGCGGGUUUCAAGCUACCGCCUGUCCUAUCGCACCAGUUCGGAGAGCGCAGUGUCACAAAUAGAGCUGCCUGGAGAGAAGACCCAGCAUCUCCUGGAAAACCUGCAGCCGGACACCAUCUACCUCCUGCGACUCGUUGCUGCCACCAGCGUAGGGUGGGGAGAGCAGUCCGCUUGGACGUCUCACCGCACUCCGAAGGCAUCGAGUGCUCAAGUUCCUCUUGCUCCUGAGCUGUACCUGGAGCCUCUGAACUGCACCACUAUUUCAGCUCGAUGGCAUUUGGCGCCCAGAAACUCGGCCAGCGUGCGCGGUUACAGGCUCUUCUACCACGAGGAAAGUCAGCUGGAAAGCGCUCCACUCCAGCUGCAGGCCUCCGCUCACAAACACACCAUUGGAGGCCUGGACCCAAGAAGGAAGUAUCAUGUCAAGCUGCUAGCUUACAACGCUGUUGGAGACGGGUACCAAGCAGAUCAGACCAUCAGCACUCCUGGAUGUGUCUCUGUUCGAGAUCGCCUCGUGCCGCCUCCACCGCCUCCUCACAACGUUCAGGCCCGGACCAACAGCUCCUCGGCCGUGUUUCUGUUCUGGGGCCGACCGGCCUUCACCUCCAGCCAUGCACUGAACUACACUGUCCGCUGCAACCCAGUAGGACUGCAGAACGCCUCGCUGGUCCUCUACCUGCAAACAGGCGAACAGAGCCUUCUUGUGCAUGAUCUCGAGCCGAACACCAAGUAUGAAUUUGCUGUACGCCUUCAUAUCGACCAGCUCUCCAGCCCCUGGAGCCCUGUGGUCUAUCAAAACACUUUCCCUGAAGCUCCAACAUUACCUCCUUCCAACAUCAAAGUGACGCUGAUUGAAGAAGACACGGCGCUCGUUUCGUGGAAACUCACAGAUGAGCCAAAUGUGGCCGUAACACACUACACUAUACUGUACGCCUCACAAAAUGCCUGGAUUGCUGGUGAAUGGCAAGUCCUGCAAAGAGAAGGAAGCAUCACCAUGGCGCUGCUGGAGAACCUGAGUCCAGGCCAGGUUUACUUGGUAAAAGUUUCAGCAUCCAACAACAUGGGCGACGGGCCGUUUUCUGACGUGGUGGAGCUGACGGUAAGGGCAGACCUCUCCUCUGGUCAUGAUGCCGGACUUUCCCAUGGCUCCACACACUCCACAGGCUUUUCUGAUGGCUUCUACCACCUGGACCAAAAGUCAAUGACGGGGAUCAGUGUGGGCGUCUGCAUCGCUCUCACCUGCAUCAUCAUCUGCGCUUUCAUCAUAGUCUGCAGGGGCAAAAACAGGAAACUAUCAGCUGUGAAAACGUACGGAGACGGGGAAAGCACGUCUGCUGCAGCUGCAAUACAUGUAGGACCGGAGGGAGACGUGCAGAUGGCCGAAGUGACUGUACCGAUGAUGAGUCAAGGUCAUUUCAUUGAUGCAAAGGGUGGAACCAGCCUGAUCAUAAAUUCUAACGGCCCUGUUCAGCCCAGCCCUGAUUUAAAGAACAAGAAGAAGAAGAAGAAAUGGUCUUUCUUUAGAAGUGCAGUGAAACAGGACAGGAAAAUUGUGCAGAAUGAAAGAAACGGCACACUCUCUUACCUGCCUGGCGCCACCGUGUUGACCUACGAAGAGGAGCUUUCUCCAAACCACCCUGCCACUCUUCAGCACCUGCUGGGUCAUCCUGGUGACGCAGAAGGCUCAUCCAACAGCGAGGGCAGCCAUGAAACGGGCGACUCCGGGCGCUUCUCUCAUGACGACACGGAGCUGACCAACUCUGGGCCCAACAGCCGCCCGCCGUCUCUGACAGAGGACGACGGAGGAGACUUUGACCAUGGCGGGGAGCUGCUGGAGAAGAGUCCUGCUGACCUCAAGCUGAAGGAGUCUGUCGAAGCCAGCUGCAGUCAUCAGGAAGUCCAGAGAAGUUCUCGGAGUGAACUCAGUGUGUAGCUGCGUCUGCGAGUUUGGAUGUAGGUGUGAGUGUGUUUCAGGAAGAAAGGGAGUGUAAUUCAAUCAUACAGCAGGUGAAAAGUAGGUUUGCAUGUUUACGCCACAUCUGGAUUAUUUGGUGAUUAUAAACUAAAAGAGAGUCGAUAAUUAGUUCACAAAAAGGUAACAAAAUCUGCCUACUACCUGACUACAUAGUAAUUAAUCAAUAACUAUCAUAAAAGAGACAUGAUCAAUAUCAAUAGAAAAUAUUUCCGAUAGAAUGAUUAAUAAUUUUACUGAACUCUAAUAGGUUUCCUCUGAGAUGUAGAAAGACGAAAGGCUUUAACUGUGGUUACCAAGGUUGGUGGAAUCAACUCACUCUUUGGUUACCUAGCAACAACCUGUUAAGUAACUUGAGCAGCAGCAGUUCAAGUUUUUUUUUCCAUUGUGCCUCAUCACUGCUUAAGAAUAAAAAUUAAAAACGGUGUGAAAUGAGAAAAUCUGUGUAAUAGCACAAGAGGAAACUGGAUUAACCAGUUUGGCAGUAUUUCGGAUAUUUAAAACAAAGACCCUUUGCAACUAGUCACUUAAUUAUUUGCAGCGCCAUGAUGGACAUAGGAAAUGAGGCCUGUUUUCCGAAGUUGUUGCCAGUUUAAUCAUGGCGUCGCCUUGUUCGAGUCAAGCUAAUUUGUCUUUGAGCUUAACACACCUGGUUGGAGCUCAUAGACGGCGGUAUUUACAAAAGUUUGACACUUAGAAACCGACCCGUACUUCCUCCCUCCUGACGUGUUGAUCAAAUUACCAACUUUGCCUGAGUUCAAACCACAUGAUUUAUUUCACUGUCAUGAACAGCGUUCUCCUUACGCAGGAGCAGACGUAAAGACUGACCGUUUUUUUUUUUGUAUGCUAGGCUACGUGACGGUGGGGCAUUGUUUCCAUGGUUAUUAAUGGUUAGACGCUACCGUCUCCAUAAUGCGAUACUUGACAUCUUUCUAAUCAUACUUACUUAUAAAGUACAUGAACAUUAGUCUUCUUACCUUGUAAAAAGCGUUCGCUGCAAAUCAGUGAUUACACCGAGGGCUGACAGUCAUUAUGAUUGACGGCUGCUAUCUAUCCAUCCCCGCCGUAUCUUUCCUCGUUAAAAGUUAUACAAUAAAACGACAAGUUUGGUUUUCACGCUUCUCUGCUUGUGACUGCGCAGCACCACGUGACCAUUUUAACUGCGAAAUCAACUAAAUAAAAGCGAUAUUAAGGUAGCGCAUGUGUUUUUGACAGGUUUUACUGGAGCACAUUGGUUGUUUUGACGUCCGUCGUGGCGGUGUGGGCGGAGUUUCGAAGAGAGUGACGUCACGAGCCGAGUGUCACUAUUUGAUCCGAAAUGCUUGAAUAUCUUCCAGCACUACAUAGCAAAAGUACACAUCCAGAAACUAAACAAACAACUUUCUGCUUUAUAGGUAGAUUUUGUUACUUUUGCGCUGUUCUAGAAUCAACUUGUCAAACACUCACUUAAAAAUUAUGCUGAAAUUACCACAAGGUUUGAAUGUGUGUGAGAGUUAAGUUUGAGAAAACAGUAAAGAAGCACAGUGAUAGGAACCAACAAAGACGGUAUGAAAGUGAUUUUGUUUAACUUUUUCUAUCUGUGAAUCUYUUUUUUUUUUUUUUUUUUUUUUUUUUUUUU
Messenger RNA from Poecilia reticulata (guppy), 5368 nucleotides. It is a transcript of the gene prtga, whose product is annotated as protogenin homolog a (Gallus gallus). Gene Ontology annotation, molecular function: protein binding. The record is from RefSeq and is a predicted model, not a curated record. Gene Ontology annotation, biological process: cell-cell adhesion. NCBI's taxonomy places the organism in Eukaryota, Metazoa, Chordata, Actinopteri, Cyprinodontiformes, Poeciliidae.